This is a messenger RNA of Trichomycterus rosablanca, 1140 nucleotides long. RefSeq names its product retinol-DH_like_SDR_c domain-containing protein (gene crdh). The coding region runs from base 1 to 1005 and encodes 334 amino acids. Lineage: Eukaryota; Metazoa; Chordata; Actinopteri; Siluriformes; Trichomycteridae. The transcript has 7 exons. The record is from RefSeq and is a predicted model, not a curated record.
AUGAAUCAUAUCUCAGCUUCACAGCUUUGGGAGGAACUGAAGUCCAGUUCUCUGGUUAAAUAUGGGGCAGUUACUGCAGCUACAGCAGUAAGUUUGGUGCUGUUAAGAAAGUGGAUUGCGGGUGGAGUAUGCUACAGUAAGGUGCGAUUAGAUGGCAGAACUGUUGUCAUCACUGGUGCCAACACUGGCAUUGGAAAAGAGACAGCACAAGACAUGGCUAAAAGAGGAGCGCGUGUUGUAAUGGCUUGUCGAGAUCUUACAAGAGCAGAGAAGGCUGCAGAAGAAAUACGCAACUCCACAGGAAAUAGGGAUGUGGUGGUAAAGCGUUUGGACUUGACCUCCCUUAUCUCGGUACGGCAGUUUGUGGAGGAAUACACUGCCACUGAAAAACGAUUAGACAUACUCAUCAACAACGCUGGAGUGAUGAUGUGCCCUCACAGUCUCACAAAGGAUGGGUUUGAAACUCAGUUUGGAGUCAAUCACUUGGGCCAUUUUCUUCUGACUGUUUUGCUCCUGGACACGCUGAAGAACUCUGCCCCUAGCCGUGUUGUUAAUGUGUCCAGCAUUGCUCAUAAACGGGGAAAGAUCCAUUUUGAUGACCUUAACUUUACUGAAACUCCAUAUGACUCUUUGGUUAGCUACAAGCAGAGCAAACUGGCCAACAUUCUCUUCACUCGCGAGCUAGCGCGGCAGACCAAAGAUUCUGGAGUAACAGCGUAUGCCCUGCAUCCUGGAGUAAUCCGAACUGAGCUGGGUCGGCAUGUGGAGACACGCCACCCUUGGCUCAGCACCCUGUUUUAUGUUCCAGCACUUUAUUUGAUGAAGACCCCUAAGCAAGGAGCUCAGACAUCCAUCUACUGUGCUGUAACUGAGGGGUUGGAAAAACACAGUGGUUGCUACUUUAGUGAUUGCCAGUUAAAGGAGGCAGAACCAAUGGGUAAAGACGACCUUGCUGCUCUCAGACUUUGGGAUGUGAGUGCUCAGCUGGUGGGCUACAAAAAGUAAGGGCUGACAGCAACCUGAACAUCCUGAUGUCCUGAACAUCCAUCUGCUCUGUGCCUGUACUUUAAAAUUAAAAUGUUUGAUGUCACUGUUGCAUUCAGUACUCUAUAUUUUAAUAAAGGUGUAAAGUAUACAAAA